CAUGACUGUAAUUGUUCUGCUCCUCUCUCCAUAGGUUCAAUCGGAGCAGAGUUAACGAGCAGCAAUGUUAGCAUGUUCAUCACAUCCGACGCUGGAAACACGUGGCGGCAGAUAUUUGAUGAAGAGUACAGUGUGCUGUAUCUGGAUCAAGGUGGAGCUUUAGUGGCAAUUAGACACACCCCUCUUCCCAUCAGGCACCUCUGGUUGAGCUUUGAUGAGGGGAGGGUGUGGAACAAAUACAGUUUCACUUCAUCGCCCCUGUUCGUGGACGGUGUCUUGGGCGAACCGGGCGAGGAAACGCUUAUAAUGACGAUCUUCGGUCAUGUCAGUCACCGCUCAGAAUGGCAGCUGGUAAAGAUAGACUUCAGGUCUAUCUUUAACAGAAGAUGCAUUGAGUCUGACUAUGUGCCGUGGGAUUUACAUGACCAGGGUGAACACUGCCUCAUGGGAGUCAAAAGAGUCUACCGAAAGCUGAAGUCCAUAGCAAGGUGUGUUAUGGGUAAAACCUACUCUGUCACAAUGAUAUCCGAGCCAUGUGACUGCACUGAGUCGGACUUUGAGUGUGAUUAUGGCUUCGAGAGAAGGGCUGAUGGGAAAUGUACUCCAGCAUUCUGGUUCCUGCCCUCCUCCAUGUCUCGGACCUGUACUACAGAACACACGUUCCUCAACAGCACUGGGUACAGAAAGGUGGUGUCUAAUAACUGCACCGGAGGGGUGAUAGAGCAGUACACGGCUCGUAGGCACCUGUGCCCUAGCCAGGCCCCUCGCGGCCUUCACUUAGUGACCAGCGAAGGGAAGCUAACGGCUACUAUUGCCAGCAACGUCACCUUCCUCGUCUUCCUGGAGGAGGGUGAUGGAUCGAAAACCAGCAUCACAGUGGAUUUCGGCGACGGAAACGCUUUCACCUACUCCAACGUGAGCUCUAUCGAGGAUGGCAUUAAACACAUCUACAAGAACGUGGGAAUCUACCGAGUGUCAGCCACGGCAGAGAACAGUCUGGGCUCGGAAACGGUGCUCCUCUUCCUACACAUUACGUGUAAGCCAAGAUAUGGGAGGGCGAGUAACAAUAUGCACAAUACAGACAGCCAUAUCACCCCCUCCAGUGGUGAGGUGCCGUACCUGGGCACUUAUCUGACCGUUCUCACCAUGUUGGACACAGCACUAAGUGACAAUGUAGAGGGGGGUCUCAUCAACUUUGAGAAGCGCAGAAAAGAGUUUGAGAUAGAGAUUAUAAAUGCUGCGCUCUUUGCUGGCAUUCUGCCAUGCCAAACCAUACACCCCGUGAUCACACUGGAGGGGAGUGUUGCAUUCACGUUCUCUCGAGAGGGAAUCAGCAUUGUCACUGUACAGGUGUCUGCUGGGAAUACCAUCCUGCAAGACAGGAAAACCAUCGCUGUCCACGAAUACUUCAGAUCUCAUCUUCUUGCCUUUUCAUCUAACCUGGAUGAUCACAACCCUGAUGUAGCUGAAUGGAGGCUUGAUGUGAGUCAAGUCAUUAAAACCUCUAUGGUGCAGGCGACAGGAGUGAAUCCAGAGCAGCUGUUGGUCACUGUGUUGCCUGGACUGCCAACAGCGGCCGAGUUCUUCCUGUUACCAGACAAACAGCUGACAGAGGGGAAACCAGACAAAACAGCCACCCAUUUAGACCAGCUCUCAGAACUGGUUCUCAGCGCUCUGAAUCAGAAUCUGGUUCAGUUCACACUCAGACCAGGAGUCCAGAUCACAGUAUACGCUGCCCAUUUAUCAGCAGCGCCUCUAGUGGACACAAGUGAGAAUCACAGCGGCUCAGCUAUGCUCAUGCUCCUCUCUGUGGUGGUGGUGGGUUUAGCCGUGUUCCUCAUCUAUAAAUUCAAAAGGAAGAUCCCAGGCCUCCACGUCUAUGCAGCGAUGCAGGACGAAAAAGAGCAAGAAAUGAUCCAGAGUCCAGUUUCUCCCACUGACAGCACACCCAGCUGCAGUUCUCAGAGAGAACUGCUCACAUCACUGGAGCCUCUGGACACAGAGCCCAACACCCAGACCAUCGAAUGCAUCAAUCCUCAUCCACGUGUCAAAUUCUCAUCAGAUCUUCCUACAUACAUCGACGUUUGAACUCUAGCCUCCGCCAUGUCAAGGACUUUGGUCAUGCGGACACAAAGGUUUCAAGCUUUAUUCAGUACUUGUGCA
Molecule: messenger RNA, 2163 nt
Organism: Sinocyclocheilus anshuiensis
Lineage: Eukaryota; Metazoa; Chordata; Actinopteri; Cypriniformes; Cyprinidae
Product: VPS10 domain-containing receptor SorCS1-like
Exons: 18
Biological process (GO): post-Golgi vesicle-mediated transport; small GTPase-mediated signal transduction
Cellular component (GO): Golgi apparatus; membrane
Molecular function (GO): guanyl-nucleotide exchange factor activity
Source: RefSeq, a predicted model, not a curated record